Molecule: messenger RNA, 2424 nt
Organism: Penicillium egyptiacum
Lineage: Eukaryota; Fungi; Ascomycota; Eurotiomycetes; Eurotiales; Aspergillaceae
Source: the annotation of a GenBank genome assembly
AUGCGUGGUGUCUCGGUGCUCACCUAUAUUUCUCUGAUAGCAUGGUCCCAUGCUCGGGCACUCCAGGUCAAUCCCCAGGUCAGCUCCACUCCGCCGCCCCUGGGCCAGGACACCAGUCCAGCUGGAAGUGCUCCGUCCGCCGUGAGCCUGCAGCCAGCUGUACAUGCUGUUUCUGCAGCUGUGGAUGACCCUGCGUAUUGGCUGGCGAACAUCGCCCAUCAGGGAAUUGCUGCAUUCAACUCAAAUCCUUCCGGCUACAAUGUCUUUCGUAGUGUGAAGGACUACGGAGCCAAAGGUAAUGAGUGCGAUGGAGUAACUGACGACACGGCUGCCAUUAAUUCUGCAAUCAGCGAUGGCGGUCGUUUUGGCCCAUCAAGCCGUCAGAGCUCCACCACCACGCCGGCCAUCGUAUACUUUCCGGCGGGGACCUACCUGAUUUCAUCCUCCAUCAUCGAUUACUAUUUCACGCAACUGAUCGGCAAUCCGAACUCCAUUCCAGUUAUUAAAGCCACUGCUGAUUUCACGGGACUGGGCCUGAUUGACGGAGACCAAUACCAGAGCGAUGGCAAUCAAGGUUGGAUCUCGACAAAUGUCUUCUUCAGACAGAUUCGCAACAUAAAGCUAGACUUGACGGCUAUCCCAGCCAGCUCGGGCGCGACUGGUAUCCAUUGGCCUACUGGACAGGCUUCGAGUAUCCAGAAUGUUCAGAUUGUGAUGAGCUCUGACCCGGGAACGCAGCACCAAGGACUAUUUAUCGAGAAUGGCUCUGGAGGCUUUUUGACCGACGUCACCAUCACUGGCGGCUUAUAUGGUGCGAACGUUGGCAAUCAGCAGUUCAUGAUGCGCAACCUGGUCGUAUCGAAUGCAGUCACUGGUAUCUCCCAGAUUUGGGACUGGGGCUGGACCUACCAGGGUAUUACCCUGACCAACUGCACAACUGCGGUAUCAAUCAACAAUGGCGGUCCGGGAAAUCAGCUCGUCGGAUCGGUCGUCAUUCUCGAUAGCACUAUUCGAAACUGCCCGACCUUCAUAGCUACUGCCUGGCAGAGUUCAACCUCAACAAACGGUAGUCUCAUCCUGGAAAAUAUUGUCCUUGAAAACGUCCCCGCCGCGGUCCAAGGGCCUAGCGGUACUAUCCUGGCCGGGUCGUCUCGCUUCACAACCAUCAGUGCUUGGGGUCAAGGCCAUAAGUAUACCCCAGAUGGGCCAAUCAAUUUCCAGGGCACCUUCAGUGCAUUAACGCGUCCCAACGACUUACUUACGGGUGUAUCUUCUAACUACUACACUAAGUCGAAACCGCAAUAUGAAUCGCUUCCCGCAUCCUCUUUCAUCAGUAUCAGAAGCGCAGGUGCCAAAGGAGACGGCUCUACCGACGACACCGCUACAAUCCAGUCUGCACUGACCUCGGCUGUGUCCUCGGGAAAGGUCGUGUUUUUCGACCAGGGUGUUUACAAAGUCACCAGCACUCUCUACUUCCCACCUGGCUCCCGGAUUGUCGGAGAGGGAUACUCGGUUAUUAUGGCCAGUGGUAGUAUCUGGGGGGAUAUCUCGAAGCCCGUCCCGGUGGUCCAGGUUGGCAAGUCUGGGCAGGCUGGGUCCUUCGAAUGGUCCGACAUGAUUCUUAGCACGCAGGGGUCUACUCCUGGUGCCGUGCUGAUCGAGUGGAACCUAGCAGCAGACUCGGGGUCGGGAAUGUGGGAUGUGCACACUCGGAUUGGAGGCUUUACGGGCUCCCAGCAACAAGUUGCGCAGUGCCCAAUUCCUGCAGCGGUCUCGGUGGCUUGCGAGGUUGCGUAUAUGUCCAUGCAUAUCACAAGCACCGCGAAUAGAGUCUACCUAGAGAACGUCUGGCUAUGGACAGCAGACCAUGAUCUCGACAGCGCAGACAACACUCGAAUCUCUGUCUACACUGGUCGUGGUCUGCUGGUCGAAGGAGAGAACAUCUGGCUCUACGGAACCGGAAGUGAGCACCACUCGCUAUAUCAGUACCAGUUCUCCAGCGCCAGGGCAAUCAUGGCAGGGUUUAUCCAGACCGAAACACCGUACUAUCAGCCCAAUCUCGAUGCAGCCAACGGGCCCUACCCGACGAACGCCAUUCUCAAAGAUCCCGACUACAGCAGCUGUCUCCCCGGAAACUGCGACGCUCUCAGUCUGCGUGUGCUCGACAGCCAAGACAUCCUCGUGUACGGAGCUGGCUUCUACAGCUUCUUCAACAACUAUGACACCGCGUGCUCCACUUUCCCGGUCCCGGAGAACUGCCAGAGCGAGAUAUUCAGCGUUGAAGGGAGCACGAGUGGCUUGGUGGUGUAUGCUCUCAGCACUGUGGGGACAACAAACAUGAUCGUCAGAGACGGAAUCUCACUGGCGGUAGUCAGCGAAAAUCUGGCGACGUAUGCUGCUACCAUUGCUUAUUUUACUCUCUAG